This is a messenger RNA of Mycotypha africana, 552 nucleotides long. Its product is annotated as HSP20-like chaperone. Lineage: Eukaryota; Fungi; Mucoromycota; Mucoromycetes; Mucorales; Mycotyphaceae. The record is from RefSeq and is a predicted model, not a curated record. Gene Ontology annotation, biological process: protein folding. Bases 1 to 552 code for a protein of 183 amino acids. The transcript is spliced from 5 exons. Gene Ontology annotation, cellular component: cytoplasm.
AUGUGGCUCUCUAUAAAGGCUCAAGAAAAACUAGAAAAAAAGAAAGAAGAAGAAGAACAAGACAAGUUACCUUAUAGUUGGAAACAAACGCUGCAAGAUGUCGAUGUAUCAAUUCCUGUACCCAAAGGAACUCGUGCUCGUGAUGUAGACAUCGUCAUUAAAAAGUCGCAUUUUAAGGUUGCCAUCAAAGGACAACAGCCUAUUGUAGAAGGGGAAUUAACUCAUGUUAUUAAAGUAGAUGAUAGUACGUGGACAAUCGAAGAUCAACAGGAAAUUUUGGUGCACUUAGAAAAAGUGAACCAGACCCAAUGGUGGGAUAGUGUCGUAGUGGGAGCACCCAAAAUUGACACAAAAAAAAUCCAGCCUGAAAACUCAAAAUUGAGCGAUCUGGAUGGAGAAACAAGAGCCAUGGUAGAAAAGAUGAUGUUUGACCAACGACAAAAAGCGAUGGGAAAACCCGACAGCGAUACGUUGAAGAAACAAGAAAUGUUUGAAAAAUUCAAAAAACAGCAUCCAGAGAUGGAUUUUAGUAAAGCCAAGUUUGCAGACUAA